AGCUGCACAAGCCGGUUGCUGCGCUACGGUCUGCGAGAGAGAGAGGAGGAGGGGUGAAGGAAAAAGCUGCGGCUCGGUCGCUCUUUGUUUCUGCCUGGGAGGAAAACCGAGAGACGUCGGAACCGGCGAAGGCUGAAACUUGUCCGCUCACCGCUUGUGUGUUCCUGCUGCUAUUUGCUGCUGGCAAAGAUUCCUAGAUUUCCCUGAGAGAUGUCCACUCCUGACCCCCCCAUGGGAGGGACACCUCGUCCUGGACCCUCCCCAGGCCCAGGGCCAUCUCCUAGCGGCAUGAUGGGUCCAAGUCCAGGUCCCUCACCGGGCUCAGCCCACAGCAUGAUGGGACCCAGCCCAGGACCUCCAGGCUCUGGACACCCCCACCCUCCACAGGGACCAUCAGGAUAUCCUCAGGACAACAUGCACCAGAUGCACAAACCCAUGGAAGCCAUGCAUGAGAAGGGAAUGCCUGACGACCCGCGCUAUGGCCAGAUGAAGGGCAUGGCUAUGAGACCAGGGGGGCACAGCGGGAUGGGACCCCCUCCAAGCCCGAUGGACCAGCAUUCCCAAGGUUACCCCUCGCCCCUGGGAGGCUCAGAGCACGCUCCCAGCCCCGUCCCAGCCAACGGACCUCCCUCUGGGCCCAUGAUGCCUGGAGGUCCCCCUGGGCCUGGUGCUGGCCCUAUGGAAGGCAGCGGCGACCCCAGUCAAGGCAUGGGGCAGCCUAACCGUGGAGGUCCUCCUGGGCCAGGUGGACCGGGUGGGGCAGGAGGUGGACCAGGAGGCCCAGGUGGACCAACUCCUUUUAACCAGAAUCAACUGCACCAACUCCGGGCUCAGAUUAUGGCAUAUAAGAUGCUGGCGCGCAGUCAGCCCCUCCCUGAGCACCUGCAGAUGGCUGUGCAGGGGAAGAGGCCCAUGCCAGGGAUGCAGCAACCACCAAUGCCCAACAUGCCCCCAUCCACAGGACCUGGAGCCGGGCCUGGGCCAGGACCAGCACAGGCCAACUACAGCAGACCACAUGGCAUGGUUGGCCCCAAUAUGGCUCCUCCCGGACCUACCGGAGUCCCCCCAGGCAUACAGGGCCAGCCUACCAAUGGACCCCCCAAGUCAUGGCCUGAAGGACCAAUGGUGAAUGCUGCAGCUCCCUCCAACCCUCCUCAGAAGCUGAUUCCCCCACAGCCCACAGGCAGACCCUCCCCUGCUCCUCCCGCUGUGCCCCCAGCCGCUUCCCCGGUGAUGCCGCCUCAGACGCAGUCCCCAGGGCAGCCCGCCCAGCCCCCUCCCAUGAUGCUCCACCAGAAGCAGAACCGCAUAACUCCCAUCCAAAAACCGCGUGGGCUGGACCCAGUGGAGAUCCUUCAGGAGAGAGAAUACAGGCUGCAGGCCCGUAUUGCUCAUCGCAUCCAGGAACUGGAGAACCUGCCUGGCUCUCUAGCCGGAGACCUGCGCACGAAGGCCACCAUCGAGCUAAAGGCCCUGAGGCUGCUGAACUUCCAGAGACAGCUGCGUCAGGAGGUGGUGGUCUGCAUGCGUCGGGACACUGCUUUGGAAACCGCCCUCAACGCUAAAGCCUACAAGCGCAGCAAGCGCCAGUCGCUGCGUGAAGCUCGCAUCACGGAGAAGCUGGAGAAGCAGCAGAAGAUCGAACAGGAGCGCAAACGUCGUCAGAAGCACCAGGAAUACCUCAACAGCAUCCUGCAGCACGCCAAGGACUUCAAGGAGUAUCACCGCUCCAUCACAGCCAAGAUCCAGAAGGCCACCAAAGCUGUGGCCACGUAUCACGCCAACACGGAGCGUGAGCAGAAGAAGGAGAACGAGCGCAUUGAAAAAGAGAGAAUGCGGAGGCUGAUGGCUGAGGAUGAAGAAGGCUAUCGUAAACUUAUCGACCAGAAGAAGGACAAGCGUCUGGCCUACCUGCUCCAGCAGACGGACGAGUACGUGGCCAACCUCACUGAGCUGGUCCGUGCUCACAAAGCUGCACAAGCUCUCAAAGAGAAGAAGAAGAAGAAGAAAAAGAAGAAGCCGGAGCCGGCAGAAGGUGGCGCUGCUGCGCUGGGCCCUGACGGGGAGCCUUUAGAUGAGACCAGUCAGAUGAGUGACCUGCCGGUGAAGGUCAUCCACGUUGACAGCGGGAAGAUCCUGACUGGAGUUGAUGCACCUAAAGCCGGUCAGCUGGAGGCCUGGCUGGAGAUGAACCCAGGGUAUGAAGUCGCUCCGCGGUCAGACAGUGAAGACAGUGGUUCAGAAGAUGAUGAAGAGGAGGAGGAUGUAGACGAGGAGCCUCAUCCCACAGCUUCAGAGGAGAAGAAGAAGAUUCCAGACCCUGACAGCGAAGACGUGUCUGAGGUGGACGUCAGGCACAUCAUUGAACACGCCAAGCAGGAUGUGGACGACGAGUACGGCAACGCAGCCUUCAACCGAGGCCUUCAGUCCUACUACGCCGUGGCUCACGCCGUCACUGAGAAGGUGGAUAAGCAGUCGACGCUGCUGGUCAACGGGCAGCUGAAGCAGUACCAGAUCAAAGGACUGGAGUGGCUGGUGUCGCUCUACAACAACAACCUGAACGGCAUCCUGGCCGACGAGAUGGGUCUGGGAAAGACCAUCCAGACCAUCGCCCUCAUCACUUACCUCAUGGAGUACAAGCGCCUCAACGGGCCCUUCCUUAUCAUCGUACCUCUGUCAACGCUGUCAAACUGGGUCUAUGAGUUUGAUAAGUGGGCGCCGUCUGUCGUGAAGGUCUCCUACAAGGGGUCUCCGGCUGCUCGCCGCUCCUUCGUUCCCAUCCUGCGCAGCGGCAAGUUCAACGUGCUGCUCACCACGUACGAGUACAUCAUCAAGGACAAACACAUCCUGGCUAAACUCCGAUGGAAGUACAUGAUUGUGGACGAGGGCCACCGUAUGAAGAACCACCACUGUAAGCUGACCCAGGUGCUGAACACGCACUACUUGGCACCGCGGCGCCUGCUGCUCACAGGGACUCCGCUGCAGAAUAAACUGCCCGAGCUGUGGGCUCUGCUCAACUUCCUACUGCCCACCAUAUUCAAGAGCUGCAGCACCUUCGAGCAGUGGUUCAACGCCCCGUUUGCCAUGACGGGAGAGAAGGUCGACCUGAACGAGGAAGAAACCAUCCUGAUCAUCAGACGUCUGCACAAAGUGCUGCGACCGUUCCUGCUGCGCCGGCUCAAGAAGGAGGUUGAAGCGCAGCUGCCGGAGAAGGUGGAGUAUGUGAUAAAGUGCGACAUGUCGGCUUUACAGCGGGUCUUAUACAGACACAUGCAGGCGAAGGGAGUCCUGCUCACAGACGGCUCCGAGAAGGACAAGAAGGGUAAAGGAGGCACGAAGACCCUGAUGAACACCAUCAUGCAGCUGAGGAAGAUUUGCAACCACCCGUACAUGUUCCAGCACAUUGAGGAGUCCUUCUCAGAGCAUCUGGGUUAUUCUGGUGGAAUAGUGACGGGGCCUGAUCUGUAUCGAGCGUCAGGGAAGUUCGAGCUGCUGGAUCGUAUCUUGCCCAAACUCAGGGCCACCAAGCACAAAGUGCUGCUCUUCUGUCAGAUGACUUCACUCAUGACCAUCAUGGAGGAUUACUUUGCUUACCGCAACUUCAAGUACCUGCGUCUGGACGGAACGACCAAGGCCGAGGACCGUGGCAUGCUGCUGAAGACCUUCAAUGACCCAGCCUCCGAGUACUUUGUGUUCCUGCUCAGCACCAGGGCUGGAGGCCUGGGCCUCAACCUGCAGUCUGCUGACACCGUCAUCAUCUUUGACAGUGACUGGAACCCGCACCAGGACCUGCAGGCCCAGGACCGAGCCCACCGCAUCGGCCAGCAGAACGAGGUGCGCGUGCUGCGGCUCUGCACCGUCAACAGCGUGGAAGAGAAGAUUCUGGCUGCAGCCAAGUACAAGCUGAACGUGGACCAGAAGGUCAUCCAGGCCGGCAUGUUCGACCAGAAGUCCUCAGGCUAUGAGCGCCGCGCCUUCUUACAGGCCAUUCUGGAGCACGAGGAGCAGGACGAGGUCGGGGCUCGAGGAGGCUGCCGCACUAGGGGGGCGUGGGAGGAAGAUGAGGUGCCUGACGACGAGACUGUGAAUCAGAUGAUCGCAAGAAGUGAGGAGGAGUUUGAGCAGUUCAUGCGCAUGGAUCUGGACCGGCGCCGCGAGGAGGCCCGCAACCCUAAAAGGAAACCCCGUCUGAUGGAGGAGGACGAUAUGCCCGCCUGGAUUUUGAAAGACGACGCCGAGGUGGAGCGUCUGACCUGCGAAGAGGAGGAGGAGAAGAUGUUCGGCAGAGGCUCGCGUCAGCGGAAGGAGGUGGACUACAGCGACUCGCUCACGGAGAAACAGUGGCUGAAGGCCAUAGAGGAGGGAAACCUAGAGGACAUCGAAGAGGAAGUCCGGCACAAAAAGACCACCAGGAAGCGCAAGCGAGAGCGCGACCACGACAGCGGCGCGGCUCUGCCGAGCUCCAGCGGCGGCCGCGGGCGGGACAAAGACGAGGAGGUGAAGAAGGCCAAGAAACGCGGGCGUCCGCCAGCGGAGAAGCUGUCUCCCAACCCGCCCUCCCUCACCAAGAAGAUGAAGAAGAUCGUCGACGCCGUCAUCAAAUACAAGGACACGAACGGGCGACAGCUGAGCGAAGUGUUCAUCCAGCUUCCUUCCCGGAAGGAGCUGCCCGAGUACUACGAGCUGAUCCGCAAACCCGUGGACUUCAGAAAGAUCAAGGAGAGGAUCCGCAACCAUAAGUACCGCAGCCUGAACGACCUGGAGAAGGACGUGAUGCUGCUCUGUCAGAACGCUCAGACCUUCAACCUGGAGGGUUCUCUGAUCUACGAGGACUCCAUCGUGCUGCAGUCGGUCUUCACCAGCGUGAGACAGAAAAUCGAAAAGGACGACGAGAGCGAAGGGGAGGAGAGCGAGGAGGAGGAGGAGGAGGCGGACGAAGGCUCUGAGUCUGAAUCUCGUUCAGUGAAAGUAAAGAUUAAGCUGAGCCGGAAGGAGAAGGGCGACAGAGGAGGAAAGGGCCAACGCUGGAGGGGCCGCGGCUCCCGGGCCAAACCUGUGGUUAGCGACGACGACAGCGAGGAGGAGCAGGAGGAGGAGCGCUCGGCCAGCGGCAGCGAGGACGACUGAGGCUCCUCCUGACGGGACCAAGCAACCGCUGAGCCUAGUUUUACCUAGAUGAGCUGAUUUUUAGUCGGACUGUUAUAAUCUCAUUCAUUCAUUCAUUCAUUCAUU
This is a messenger RNA of Betta splendens (Siamese fighting fish), 5232 nucleotides long. It is a transcript of the gene smarca4a, whose product is annotated as SWI/SNF related, matrix associated, actin dependent regulator of chromatin, subfamily a, member 4a. Gene Ontology annotation, biological process: positive regulation of transcription by RNA polymerase II. The record is from RefSeq and is a predicted model, not a curated record. The transcript is spliced from 34 exons. Gene Ontology annotation, cellular component: nucleus. Lineage: Eukaryota; Metazoa; Chordata; Actinopteri; Anabantiformes; Osphronemidae. Gene Ontology annotation, molecular function: DNA binding; transcription factor binding; ATP-dependent chromatin remodeler activity. Bases 211 to 5127 code for a protein of 1638 amino acids.